GACACACCGUGAUAUAAUCACUUACGUUGAACUAAAUCGUGAAGUGCGCGCAUAAAACGUAUAUUUUCUCUUUUCCACGUCUAGGAGUAGGUGAUAGGCGAUGAAAGGAAUAUACCUAAUCGCCAUCGCCACCGUCUUCCUGGCGCUAUGGAGCGUGACCAUCGCGAAGGAAGAGGGAUCCGACAAAAUUCCCACAAAAUGUCCAGCUGUGGACCCGAUGAACACGACGGUCCACUUGGCACACGAGAGUGAUUGUACAAAAUUCUACAUGUGCCUAGGGGGCAUGAAGAUUCCGAGAGACUGUCCCUAUAUGAACAAGGAGGGCGACAGAUUACACUUCAACCCACGUCUUCAAGUCUGCGAUUGGCCGUGGCAAGCUGGAUGUGAGGACUACAGCUUUAAUGCAGGUUUGGCUGAACCGAAGAAUGUACAAUCUCACCUUGACGAAAAUCAACAUGGACCGUACGUUAUGGACGAAAUUCCCACCAAGUGUCCAGCCGUGGACCCAAAGAACACGACGAUCCACUUGGCACACGAGACUGAUUGCACGAAAUUCUACAUGUGCCACGCGGGCAAGAAGGUUCCGCAAGAUUGCCCCUACAUGAACGAGAAGGGUGACAAAUUACACUUCAAUCCACGUCUUCAAGUCUGCGAUUGGCCGUGGCAUGCUGGUUGCAAGGACUACCGCUCAAGCGAGGAGCAAAUUGAAUCAAGAAAGUUUAUUCCUGAGGAAGAUCAUGGACCAUUUACCAUGGACGAAAUUCCUACCAAGUGUCCAGCCGUCGACCCGAAGAACACGACGAUCCACUUGGCACAUGAGAGCGACUGCACGAAAUUCUACAUGUGCCGCGCAGGCAAGAAGAUUCCGCAAGUUUGUCCCUAUAUGAAUAAGGAGGGUGACAGAUUACACUUUAACCCACGUCUUCAAGUCUGCGAUUGGCCGUGGCGUGCUGGUUGCAAGAGCCACAGCUUUAACGCAAAUCCGGAUAAAUCGAAGAAUAUACAAUCUAUUCCUGAGGAAGAUCAUCAUGAACCAUCCCUUAUGGAUGAAAUUCCUGUCAGGUGUCCAGCCGUGGAUCCGAAGAACAGGACAAUCUAUUUGGCACACCCGGCUGAUUGCACGAAAUUCUACAUGUGCCACGCGGGCGAGAAGAUUCCACAAGAUUGUCCCUACAUGCACGGGAUGCGUGGCAGAUUACACUUCAACCCACGUCUUCAAGUCUGUGAUUGGCCGUCGCGUGCUGGUUGCAAGAAAUACGGCUCGAGCGACGAGCAAACUGAAUCACAAAACGUAAAGUUUAUUCCUGAGGAAGAUCAUGGACCAUUUACCAUGGACGAAAUCCCUACCAAGUGUCCAGCCGUCGACCCGAAGGACACGACGAUCCACUUGGCACACGAGACUGAUUGCACGAAAUUCUACAUGUGCCACGCAGGCAAGAAGAUUCCGAAAGAUUGUCCCUACAUGAAUAAGGAGGGUGACAGAUUACACUUCAACCCACGUCUUCAAGUCUGUGAUUGGCCGUGGCAUGCUGGUUGCAAGGACUACCGCUCAAGCGAGGAGCAAGUUGAAUCAAAAGAGUUUAUUCCUGAGGAAGAUCAUGGACCAUUUACCAUGGACGAAAUUCCUACCAAGUGUCCAGCCGUCGACCCGAAGAACACGACGAUCCAUUUGGCACAUGAGAGCGACUGCACGAAAUUCUACAUGUGCCGCGCAGGCAAGAAGAUUCCGCAAGUUUGUCCCUACAUGAAUAAGGAGGGCGACAGAUUACACUUUAACCCACGUCUUCAAGUCUGCGAUUGGCCGUGGCAUGCUGGUUGCAAGGACUACCGCUCAAGCGAGGAGCAAAUUGAAUCAAAAAAGUUUAUUCCUGAGGAAGAUCAUGGACCAUUUACCAUGGACGAAAUUCCUACCAAGUGUCCAGCCGUCGACCCGAAGAACACGACGAUCCACUUGGCACACGAGAGCGACUGCACGAAAUUCUACAUGUGCCGCGCAGGCAAGAAGAUUCUGCAAGUUUGUCCCUACAUGAAUAAGGAGGGUGACAGAUUACACUUCAACCCACGUCUUCAAGUCUGCGAUUGGCCGUGGCGUGCUGGUUGCAAGAGCCACAGCUUUAACGCAAAUUCGGAUAAAUCGAAGAAUAUACAAUCUAUUCCUGAGGAAGAUCAUCAUGAACCAUCCCUUAUGGAUGAAAUUCCUAUCAGGUGUCCAGCCGUGGAUCCGAAGAACAGGACAAUCUAUUUGGCAGACCCGGUUGCUUGCACGAAAUUCUACAUGUGUCACGCGGGCGAGAAGAUUCCACAAGAUUGUCCCUACAUGCACGGGAUGCGUGGCAGAUUACACUUCAACCCACGUCUUCAAGUCUGUGAUUGGCCGUCGCGUGCUGGUUGCAAGAAAUACGGCUCGAGCGACGAGCAAACUGAAUCACAAAACGUAAAGUUUAUUCCUGAGGAAGAUCAUGGACCAUUUACCAUGGACGAAAUCCCUACCAAGUGUCCAGCCGUCGACCCGAAGGACAGGACGAUCCACUUGGCACACGAGACUGAUUGCACGAAAUUCUACAUGUGCCACGCAGGCAAGAAGAUUCCGAAAGAUUGUCCCUACAUGAACAAGGAGGGUGACAGAUUACACUUUAACCCACGUCUUCAAGUCUGCGAUUGGCCGUGGCAUGCUGGUUGCAAGGACUACCGCUCAAGCGAGGAGCAAGUUGAAUCAAAAGAGUUUAUUCCUGAGGAAGAUCAUGGACCAUUUACCAUGGACGAAAUUCCUACCAAGUGUCCAGCCGUCGACCCGAAGAACACAACGAUCCACUUGGCACAUGAGAGCGAUUGCACGAAAUUCUACAUGUGCCGCGCAGGCAAGAAGAUUCCGCAAGAUUGUCCCUACAUGAAUAAGGAGGGUGACAGAUUACACUUCAACCCACAUCUUCAAGUCUGUGAUUGGCCGUGGCGUGCUGGUUGCAGAGGCUACGGCUUUGAAGAAAACCAGACUGUAGAGAGAAGCAUGAAACUUAUUUCCAAGAAGAAUCACAGUAGGGUAGCACGUGCGAUAAGCACUCAAAUUGAAUGUCCUAAGCACAAUCUUAGUAACAAAACGAUCCUUCUUCCGCACGAGUACGACUGCACAAAAUUCUACAUGUGUGUCGGCAGAGAAAAAAUAGUACGAAACUGUCCCUACAUGAACAAGAAAGGGGACCGGCUGCACUUUAACCCGCGUCACGAAAUGUGUGAUUGGCCAGAUAAGGCUGGUUGCGAUGACAAGGAUUCCGAAGAAAACCAACGUGAAAUAGACGGCCGACAUUUUCCAGGCAAAAAUGACGAAUCAUCAGAGAUCCCCACGAAAUGUCCUGCUAAGGAUCCGAAGGACAUCACGAUCCACCUUGCUCACGAGUACGACUGCACAAAAUUCUACAAGUGCCACGCGGGCAAGAAGUUUCUGCUAGAUUGUCCCUACAUGAACAAGAAAGGUGAUAGGCUACACUUCAACGCGCGCCUUCAGGUCUGCGAUUGGCCAUGGGCAGCUGGUUGUGAGACAUCAGAACCAGGAGACGAUUGUCCCUGGGACAACGAUGGUCUUCUGCUACCUCACGAACGUAACUGCGCCAAGUUCUAUGAGUGUAUGGAUAGCAACAAGCGCUUGCGCGAGUGCGCAGAUGGUCUAUUCUUCAGCAGAAAGUAUCAAGGAUGCGUUAAGAUCGAGGACUCGGACUGCGAGUACAAGAGAGCAUCGUCCAAGUGCACCUGUGAUGACGAGCUGAUACCUCAUGAGUGCGACUGCAGCAUGUAUUACAAGUGUCGAGGAGGCGACCAGGUGUUGCGACAGUGCGACAAGGGUCUGCACUUUAGCCCGAAGCAGCGUAGGUGCGAAGACCCGGCCGAAGCUGGCUGCGGAGACGACGACAAGCCUGGUACUGGCGACUGCCCGGAUCCCACCUGGGAGUAUCCUUGGCGUCACGAGUGCGACUGCAGAUUAUUCUACAGGUGCGAGGAAGGAAAGAAACGUAUGUACGAGUGUCCUUGGGGAUAUUACUUCCAUGUGGAAAGAAACGGAUGCAGCCUUCAGGAACGCGUAAGCGAUUGUAAAAAUCAUUGGGACGACUGAGAUUCCGGACCGCCCAAUCUGGAAAGUCCUAGAAACCUCCAGGAAGAUCUUGGAAGGAGAGGAAAAGGGAGCUCGAAAAGUAGCGACGAGCGCAAGAAGCGAGUUGCACGCUCGCUAAAACUACGCUGUGUAUUCGUGUAGAAUAUUUUUGCUAAAAUAUUUUAAUAAAUGCGACUGUGUGUAAUUAUCCUCCGAAGACUUUCCUCUCGGUCCGAUCCUCCGAUAACGCGUAUCAUAUCGCCUCUUCUCGAGCGUUAUCAUUUCCGAUUCGGAUAAAAAGUUUCAGGGCGUAACAAUCUCGAUUGAUAAUGAGUAAGCGAAAUGAAUAAACAUGCUGACAAUUGUCCCGCGCAUAAUCAACGUACAUGUGAAAUUUGUGUAUCAUUAUGAAGUAUUACGUCAUCUCUUUCAGAAUUAAAAGAUGUACAGAUUCAAAG
Harpegnathos saltator (Jerdon's jumping ant) is the source of this 4539-nucleotide messenger RNA. RefSeq lists its product as uncharacterized. The record is from RefSeq and is a predicted model, not a curated record. Lineage: Eukaryota; Metazoa; Arthropoda; Insecta; Hymenoptera; Formicidae. Gene Ontology annotation, molecular function: chitin binding. The transcript has 2 exons. Bases 101 to 4102 code for a protein of 1333 amino acids. Gene Ontology annotation, cellular component: extracellular region.